AAUCUGUUGAGAGAAUAAGAAGCUCUUGAGAUUUGGUGUGUGCCAUAAGUGAAGAGAAUUUUUAGACAUGCAGUUAUUAUCACUUGUAUUGUUUACAUUCAUCUUGAUGAUAUUUUUCACGGUCGAUUGCCAAUAUACAUUUCUUGACACAAAGUUUGGACCGUUUGUAAAAAUUGCUCGACUAUUCGCAUCCGAUUUGAUAAAGCCAAGAACUUUUGAACUUGGCUAUCAAAUUAAUUUGAGAAAUGGUAAAGCUCAGCAAUUAUUUAAAGAUGAUUUCUUCUGUGAUGCGAAUGGUCCUGGAAGAAGAAGCGAAAGUGUGCCAUCGUCGGUUCAUAGAUUGACCCCAGGUGAUAUUGAUGUUAUUGGAGCUAUGGGGGAUUCUCUUACAGCCGCAAAUGGUGCUUUGGCUGUGAAUGGUUUGCAAACAUUACUUGAGGGUAGAGGAGUUUCAUGGUCAAUAGGUGGACGAGAUAAUUGGAGAAAAUUCUUAACGCUGCCAAAUUUAAUUAAGGUCUAUAAUCCAAAGCUUUAUGGCUAUUCGGAGGCUGAAAAUUCUGUGGGUUUUCAACGUGAAAGUAAAUUUAGCGUUGCAGAGCCUGGUGCAAUUUCGUUCCAUACAAUACAACAAGCUAAGAAUCUUGUAAAGCGAAUGAGAUCAGAUCCGCUCGUCGAUAUAAGUAAACACUGGAAAGUAAUCACUAUAAUGAUUGGUUCGAACGAUUUUUGUUUAGAUGUUUGCUAUUAUGAUAAUCAAGAUAAAUUGAUUGACGACGCGGAACGGAAUAUGAUACAUGUUUUGAGAAUCAUUCGAGAAAAUCUUCCACGAACUUUGGUAAAUGUUCUCAUACCGGUCGAUGUUGGGCUCCUGUUUACCUUCAAACAAAUUUCACCUGAAUGUAAAGGUUUUCAUUAUGCAGAAUGCCCUUGCUUGGCAAGCGUAACACAAUUCAAAAAAAUUAAAAGAACCCUUAGAACUAUCAGAUUAUGGAAGGAGAGAAUUGUAAAAGUUGUCGAUAUGGAAGAGUUUCACAAUCGAGAUGAUUUUGAAGUAAAUCUAAUUAAGUUUACGAAGAAUGCAAGAUUGCCAGAUGCAAAAAACAACAUUACAGAUUACACAUUACUAUCCCAAGAUUGCUUUCAUCUGUCACAAAGAGGACAUAGCUACUUCGCGAUGAAUUUAUGGAAUCAAAUGUUAACCAAAGAAAAUGAAAGACCAUCUACAACAAGCUUUAAUUAUGCAGACUUUAAAUGUCCGACUUAUGAAAAUCCUUACUUUAGAACGAGAAAAAAUUAAAUAAGGG
Messenger RNA from Chironomus riparius, 1304 nucleotides. The record is from the annotation of a GenBank genome assembly. NCBI's taxonomy places the organism in Eukaryota, Metazoa, Arthropoda, Insecta, Diptera, Chironomidae.